Molecule: messenger RNA, 1152 nt
Organism: Glycine soja
Lineage: Eukaryota; Viridiplantae; Streptophyta; Magnoliopsida; Fabales; Fabaceae
Product: bZIP transcription factor 53-like
Exons: 1
Coding region: 437-889 (150 amino acids)
Biological process (GO): positive regulation of DNA-templated transcription
Cellular component (GO): nucleus
Molecular function (GO): DNA-binding transcription factor activity; transcription cis-regulatory region binding
Source: RefSeq, a predicted model, not a curated record
AGUUAUCUCCUUCUUCUUCUUUACCAUAGAGCCCUUUCUUCUCUUCCCCCAUUUUUUCCUCUUUCUUCCUCGCCUAGCUAGCUCCAGAAAAUUAGGAUCUGCUUCAGAUCUAGUGUUUCCCUGUCCCAAAUCACGAGUCCAUUGAGUUUGAUUUUGUGGAUGAAAAGCAUAGAUAGGGCUUUUGCAAAACUCUCCAAUGUUUCUUGAAAUUAUAUGACCAUGCGUCGAAUUCGUAUGCUGCACUCCUUCUCCGUCGUGUUCCUCUACUGGUUCUACGUUUUCUCAUGAACUCCCUCUUAAAUCCGUGAUUAAUUAGAUCUAUCUCCUUAGUUAAUCCUUGUCUUUUCCAAUAAUUAAUUAGAUCUGCGUCUCCUUUUUGGAUUAGUUUCUUUUUUGGUUCUGUUAUCAAAUCAAAUAAAAAAUCUCCUUCUCGGAAAUGGCAUCACCGAUCCAACAACAACAACGCUCGACUACUACAAGUUCUGGAUCUGAAGGAGGAGAUCCGCAAAUCAUCGAUGAGAGGAAGCGGAAGAGGAUGCUGUCGAACCGCGAGUCGGCGCGGCGAUCGCGGAUGAGGAAGCAGAAACAGCUGGAGGAUCUGACCGAUGAAGUUAGCAGAUUGCAAAGCGCGAACAAGAAGCUUGCGGAGAACAUAGAGGCCAAGGAAGAAGCGUGCGUCGAGACCGAAGCGGCGAACAGCAUUCUGAGAGCACAGACAAUGGAACUGGCCGAUCGAUUGCGCUUCUUGAACUCCAUCCUUGAGAUCGCUGAAGAGGUCGAAGGGUUAUCCGUUGAGAUUCCCGAGAUUCCAGAUCCUCUCCUCAAGCCCUGGCAGAUUCCUCAUCCGAUACAACCGAUUAUGGCCACCGCAAACAUGUUUCUGCGUUGAUCAUUCUUGAGGAUUUUAGUUUAAUUAGGGUUAUUCAGUGCGGUAGUAACUUUCUCUGUUAUGUGUAUUAUAUUACUAUUACUGUUAUCUGUCUGCAUCAAAAGUAUCGUGUGGUCAUCAAUGCAUUGGGUUCCUGAGAGAGAUGAAUGUGAGGUACAGAGUGUUGAUGGCUGGUAGUGGCAGUGUGUGUCCCUUUGCGCGACUUGUAAUCAUUUUUUAUGGUGGCUGUUUUAUUUUAAUUAAAAGUAAUCUCAUCUUCUAUG